Molecule: messenger RNA, 1479 nt
Organism: Erythranthe guttata (spotted monkey flower)
Lineage: Eukaryota; Viridiplantae; Streptophyta; Magnoliopsida; Lamiales; Phrymaceae
Source: RefSeq, a predicted model, not a curated record
UUCAGACCUAAUUUAUGGCGAUAACGGAACAACACAGCAGAAGGCGGCGCGGGAAGCAUCCGCAAGGGGAGACAAAUCCGAGUUCGAUUGAUAGACUCAGCGAUUUGCCGGACUCAGUCCUGACUCACAUCCUCUCUUUUCUCCCGACCAAUUUGUCCGUGAGAACGAGCAUUCUAGGUCAAAGAUGGCGGUUUCUCUGGGCUUACGUCCCCACUUUAGAUUUCCACGACGAGAAUCAAGAAAUCAUCAACAGGGUGAUGUUGCUACGCAGAGUGCAAACAAUUAAUACUUUCCGCCUCCAUUUCUAUCUCGACUGUAGCGCCUAUCAACUGGAGACAUGGUUCACCUUUGCCAUUAUGCGAGGUGUACAAAAACUCGAUCUUUCUCUUGCAUACGAAGAAGAUACUGUAUCUGGUUUACCUGGAUGCAUCUUCACCUGCGAAACCCUAGUUGAUUUGAGUCUCUAUUAUUGUGGUGGGAUACCCGCAAGUGGCGCUGUGUGUUUGCCUCGCCUCAAGAUUCUUCGUCUUAUCUCUGUUCAAUACGAAGCCGAUGAGUCCCUCCCACACCUGCUUUCCGGCUGUCCAGUGCUUGAGGAUUUGGAAAUCAGAUUAGAAUCAGAUAUGGUUACCUGUAAUGUAUCUUCGCCUACUGUGAAAAGGCUUGUGCUCGAUUUUUUAUACGAGGGCUGCUGUAGUUAUGGUAGAUCUGACAGGCUGGAGAUCGAUAACACCCCUGCACUCGAAUAUCUCGAGAUAAAUAAUUGUUCCUCGGAGCAUAUAAAAUGUGGGGUGCUGAACUCCUUAAUUAAAGCAGAAAUCGGUUUCUAUAAGGACGAGAAGAAACAAGACUAUUAUCUUUAUUCUCGAACCGUGCUGGAAUUUUUCGAUAGGCUUUGCAACGUCGAGUGCCUAAAGUUGGAUUUAUCAUAUGGUCCAGAUAUUAUGGAUUCAGUACUCUCUGCUUGGACUACAAAUUUUCGUAACCUAAGGAAACUCGAAUUGCAUGCCGAUUGUCGCUUUCUCCCAAAGUUCCUCGAAAAUGCUGAUAAUCUUGAAACCCUUAUUUUCACUGAGCAUUGGGAAGAAAUAGAAGGCUGGAUGGAACCACGGCAACAAGUGCCAACGUGCCUAUUAUCGAAUCUUAGAAUUAUAAAUAUUGAAAAUAUUCAAGGUCAAAAGCACGAGUUCGAAGCUAUAAGAUAUUUUUUGAGGAAUUCUAAAGUCUUGGAGCGGAUGAAAAUAUCAUAUUCCCGCCGACUCUUUAGUUCGAAUAAAGAGAUUAAUAUGCUAAAGAAGAUCUCAACUUUUGAACGAGGAUCCACAGCAUGUCAAGUUGAAUUUCUUCUGGAUCGGUAGGGGGGUCUACGUAAAUUAAUUGCUCCAGAAUUGCUUUAUUCACUCGGGCCUUGUAAACUUUUCGACAAGUAUCUUCUGUUGUGACCUACAAAAUUCAUCUUUACUUUCUGUCUUCAUUACU